Molecule: messenger RNA, 5553 nt
Organism: Aspergillus clavatus NRRL 1
Lineage: Eukaryota; Fungi; Ascomycota; Eurotiomycetes; Eurotiales; Aspergillaceae
Product: cellular morphogenesis regulator DopA
Exons: 7
Coding region: 1-5553 (1850 amino acids)
Biological process (GO): Golgi to endosome transport
Cellular component (GO): trans-Golgi network; endosome
Source: RefSeq, a predicted model, not a curated record
AUGAGCCUUGAUCCGAGCUCGUUUCCGCGGUCGAACUCCCCCGCAAGCUCCGACAGCUCCUUUACACGCUCUCGUCUACGAGGAAAGGAAGAGUCCCUAAGGAAAGAUAAAAACUACCGUCGUUAUGCUUCUAGUGUCGAAAGAGCACUAUCGUUAUUUGACACAGCUUUGCAGGAAUGGGCGGACUACAUCUCGUUUCUCAGUCGCCUCUUGAAGGCGCUUCAAUCUCAUCCACCAGACUUGCCAGUUGUCCCGCACAAGGCACUCGUUUCCAAGCGUCUUUCUCAGUGUCUGAAUCCCUCACUGCCAUCGGGUGUUCAUCAGAAGGCUCUUGAAGUAUAUACUUAUAUCUUCAACUUGAUCAAGGCCGAAGGGUUAUCACACGACCUGCCCUUGUAUCUGCCGGGCAUAGCGCCUACCCUGACCUUCGCUUCUCUCACCGUUCGCCCUCUGUUUCUUUCGCUAGUGGAGACUCAUAUUUGCUGUCUAGAGCCAUGGGCUAUCCGUCCGGCUCUGAAAGCCAUUAUCUUGGCCCUCCUACCUGGGCUGGAGGAGGAGACAAGCGAUGAUUUUGAUUUCACGCUACGACUUGUGAACAAAUUUCGUGAUAUCGCUACUCAGCUGGAUACACAGAGACCUAGGGCUGACGCCAAUUUGAGUGGGCAGUACUUCUGGCAAUGUCUGUUCUUAGCGUCAAUCACCAGCCCCAGUAGACGCUCAGGCGUCCUUGCCUACCUGAACCGCUAUCUGCCAAAAUUGGGAAUUGCCGAUCGCAGACCAAGUAAGAGUGAUAGGAGUAAUUUCAGUGAGCUGCCACAUGAAAUGCGAGUGGCAGUCGACUCCGUUAUUUUGCCCGAGCCUGGUUUGCUCAUCAGAUGUUUUGCGUCUGGCCUGGCGGAUGAUCAAAUUCUCGUCCAGCGAAAUUUCCUCGAUUUACUCGUAACUCACCUCCCACUUAGCUCCCCCAUGCUACAGUCGCGAAUCUCAGAUGAUGAUCUUCGAAAACUGAUCAUUGCCGCUGUAGGAGUCGUCGCUCGUCGGGACAUGAGCUUGAACAGGAGAUUGUGGGCGUGGUUUCUUGGACCGGAGGCUGCCAACGAUCGAAUCUCUUUCGAGCGCGAUCCAGUGUCUGAUUUGCACCCCGUGGAUGACAAGCAAUUAUCUCAGUCAGAAUAUUUCAGUCAAUUCGGGCUGACGCCCCUUGUCAAGGGCCUCCUCCAAAUGAAUGAGCAUGAGACUACGAUACCCUCCGAAAGGUCAAGGCCAUUUCGAGUCUCUCUUUCCUUAAUGGACAGAUGGGAAGUCGGAGGUCAUAUUGUUCCCGCGGUUUUUCUGCCGCUGAUGCGGAAUAUUCAGGCGUUUGAGACAGUAGCCACCAAACAACAGUUCGAUGAAGUUUUCCGCAGCGCCAGCGCCUUCUUUGAUGGCGUCGAGAGCGGCGUAAUCUUUUCGGAAUUGCUCAAUCUGAUCAAUUGGCGUGUGGGGGGUAAUAGUGCGCAGGUCCUGGAUGAUUUGAAACUUGCCCAAUUCAUUCUGGACAAUUUCAAUGUUCGGGAGGAGGAUAUGAUUCUGACUCACGUUCCUCUAUUAACUCUCACGAUACUUGUGAAAUUGACUGAGCUUUCAACUUCUGACAGCUUUUCCAUCACUCUUCGGCAACGACAUGAGAUAUUUAGCGGGCUCACAACUGUCAUAAACACCUUGACAGGGCUACUCACAGAGCGAUCAUUCACAAGAAAAUCCGAUUCGAGCAAAACCGCAACGGAUUAUGAUCGUAUCACCGAUCUCGAUGAUGGCGAACUUAUCAAUAAGAUUCACGAGUUCUAUGAUCAAAGUCGAAGCAGUCUGGAUCCGCCACCUCCUCCAUUUAUGCCCAGGCACUUGGGAAAUCUUAUAUUACUCAAAGCCCACAAUCUUGCUGUAUCAGCGCUCGAAAGUCGCAAUGAUUACAUACCAAUUCUGGAGUCUGUCAAUCUUCUGAUAUCCUUGCUAAAAAGAUUACCUAAAUCAUAUGUGCUUCAGGAUAGACGUUUCUACCUGGCCAUUUGCAGUCGAACAAACUUGGACAAGAUUGAACAGUCUACUGGUUCUUUCUCUGCCAUUUCUUCUAUUGUCUCCGCAGUGACUAGUCUGUACUUUAUUCAGACUCCUGGGUACUACAUCAAUUAUGAGGAUAUCACAGACCUUAUACCGAUGCUGGUCCGCCAUCUUUGGCAUUUUCUUUCACCCGCGAGCCCAAAGUUUCAUGUAGAGGCGGUCCGCUGUCUCUGGAAUCUACAUUCUGUAUCUUGGCCCGACCACAUCGUCGAAGCAUCCAUUGCGUCUCUCAUGGUUGAUACGUGUCUAAAUUCCCAACAUCUGUCGUCCGAACCGAAUGUGGCGAAGUACUUUAUUCUCUGGAAUCAUAGCCACCAUGGUUCCUAUGAACUUCCUCCCAAACAAGUACAUGAUGGAGGAGAACCUGGCGCUUCCUAUCACUCUUCGAUGCUGGAGCGCCCGCUUUUUAUUGUUCUAGAUCUUCUUUCCCAAAGCCAAAGUGAGGGCUCUCUGGUUGUCCAGCGAUGGCUGCAGGAUCUACCAUCCAUCCAGAAGGUUUUCCGCAUUGUGGCUUUGCGACUGGAAGGUCUUUUGUUGCGAGAAAAUCAGCCAACAACGGACGAUGAUACUGCAAUUAUAUCUGCGGACGAUUAUAAGGAGUGCAACUACCUUCUACGACUUCUCCACGAUAUUAUCAGUUCGCUAUCAAACAGUGGCUGGGUGGCUCUAUUAACGCACAAAUUACAUCAGCAGGAUAAACAACAUGAUGUCUCUGGAUCUGAGGAACAAGCGGAAAACCAGACCCUUCACUGGGUCAUAUUCCAAACAUGUCUCAAAAUCACCAGUGGAACAAUAAAGAACUCGGCACAUGCUACUUCCGAUAAGGUCCAACUACAACAAACCUCUUUGGUUGUCAUGCGGCAACUCCUACUGGGGCCAGGGGCCGAGGAAAUUGCCGAGUCUGGUAUUGACUCAUUCCUUGUUAAUCGACUAUCUUCUGUUCUGGACGAAGGGGACAGCGUUCCAUUACAAAUGGCCAUGAUUGAUACCUUGCUUGCGGCGUUAAAAGUUCGAUUUGCUCAAGCUUACCUGCCACCGCCCCCUCCUAGACCGAAGCAUCAGCGAGCACCAUCCCGAGAACGCUUAACAAGUCCAUCGAUCCUUUCAUUCACAAGUGAUAAGGCAGAUAAAGGGCCAGCUCCUCCUUCUCUGCCUCAGCCUCCCCCGCAGCUCUUAGAGUGUCUCCUCAAGGGCAUCAGCUCUCGAGAUUCAAGAGAGAUUAUAGACAAGUGGACUCAGUUGCUCUGUGAAGUGCUCCCAUUAUACUCGACCUCAAUCUUCCAGAUUUUGCUCAUGUUGGUGGAAUGCUUUUGUAAGGAGAUCCAGUUGUCAUAUACGAACCUUCAGCUCUCAUUCAAACAAACCAAAGACUGGCCCGAGGAUCGCUCCGAGCAUACCACCAUUACACUACUUACAGGCUUGGAAACUUGUAUAGCUGCUGCCCACGAGCGUCUUCUCGUGGAAGAGGCAAAUACACCAGCUGUUAAAAGUCCCGAUCAACCCCAUGGAUUUUUCGGCAACAUGGUGUCGGGGGUUUUUACAUCAGACGCCAAUCAAGGACGCUCAGCUGCAGCCAAUAACAGGCUCACAGUUCUAUUGUGCUUCCAGGACGCUGUCCGACUCUGCUUCUCGAUAUGGUCAUGGGGAGCUGUCGAACGAGAUGGUUCGCCACAAGAUGCCGAAUCUCUCGCAUCCUUCCAAUACACGUCUUUACGAAUGCGAAACAGAUCGCGUCGCAUUCUUGAACAUCUCUUCACUGCCGAAGCUCUCGAAUGUCUCGAAACAAUGGUCGAGAUGUGGUCACGAUCCGAUACCGAAACGUCUCCCCUCAUCUUCAGUUUGCUUCACACACUAGAUGGAUCACGGCCGAAGAUCACAAUCCCUGCCAUUUUCAAUGCAAUCUACACCCGAACCAACCCUGCAGCACUGGAUCCAAGCCGGAAAUCCGCCUUAACGUCGAGCCUUACUGAGUCCGAGCUGGCGGGAUUUCUUGUUACAUAUGCUCGGUCGCUUGAUGAUGACGUGCUUGAUGAGAUCUGGUUGGACUGCACGACAUUUCUGCGAGAUGUUCUGAGCAACCCAUUUCCUCACCGACAAAUCUUACCCCGACUGGUUGAGUUCGCUGCUAUUCUGGGAGCGAAGAUGGAGAACACGACCUUUGGCGAGGAUCGUCGGAUGAGAAAGGAAUUAGGGGAUGUCCUGGUCCGAUUGCUCACUGCAAUCUUCACGAGCAAGCCUAUGGGACUAUCUCAGGAUUCCAGUCUGCUGGGAAGACCAUCCCUAGAUUAUGACAACUCUCCGGUACCGCAUGCUGGUCCUGAUGACAUGCUCAGUAUUCUUGCAGUGUCGAUGCCAGCUUUCACCGCUACAUUGGGCGACUCCGAUCGUAUAGUCUCGGCCGUGUCGGGAAUCUCAACUCAUGUGAUUGGACCACUUGUGCGCUCGCGACUCUUCCCCAACAAUCUUAACAGCAGUGUGAUGUCUCUACUGCAAAAUAUUGCGAAGGUUCCCGCUGCUGCGAAAAUCUGGAAAAAGGAUAUAGCCGAUGCGUUCAAUGAUCCUCGUUUUUUUGGCUCACAGAUCGAUCUUGUUCAAACUGGCUGGAUUAAACUCCUCAGACAAUGGGUGCUUGCUGAUAAAGAUCGAUUAGCAGAAUUGAUGGCGCGCCUCCCACCACCAAGCACCGCGGGGCUCAUGUUUGGUGUUGGGGCGUCUGCUGCUCGACUGGAGGCCGACCGCAAGGCCCAGUUGAAUUUGCGAAGAAUAGCUCUGCUGAUUUUGUCUUCGAAUGAUGAUUAUUUCAUUGGGGAACUUCCAGGGUUGCUCCAAAAGUUGGAGGAUCUUUUGGGAGCAACCAGCUCGUCUUCUCCCUCAUCCACCACAAGAGCUGAGAUAUUUAUGGUUCUUCGGGCACUUGCACUCAAAACUACGACGACUACACUUGCUCCUUUUUGGCCAUUGAUCAACGCUGAGCUCCAGGAAGCAAUUUCAGUAGUACCCUCAGCGACACAGCAAGAAGUAUACAACUCAUACUCGCUGCUGCAGGCCUGUAAGCUUUUAGAUACGCUUCUUGUUCUGGCGCCCGAUGACUUCCAGCUCCUUGAGUGGCUCUUCGUCACUGACACCAUUGAUGCUAUCUAUCCACCAGAGAAUUCACAAUCGAUGGGUCUUGCAGAUGAAGUUUCCCAGAGUUUGGGAGUGCGAGGGUCUGCGCCGCCGGGUUCACCACGGGAAGCUACUGAGUCUGGCGACGGGAGAAAGCAACCUGAGCUGACGUCGGACUGGAUCCGUGAAACAGCGAAGGACGAGAUUGUCGAGCGGGUUCUACGGCCGUUUUUUGAUCGACUUAGCAUUCAUGCAUUUGAAAGCACUUAUAGUAUGGGUGUUCCAGAUUUGCAGAGUUGCCAGGACGACUUAUUGGCGGACUUGUUCAAUGAGAGCACCAUGUCCAAUUAG